Molecule: messenger RNA, 615 nt
Organism: Cygnus atratus (black swan)
Lineage: Eukaryota; Metazoa; Chordata; Aves; Anseriformes; Anatidae
Gene: SNRPD1
Product: small nuclear ribonucleoprotein D1 polypeptide
Exons: 4
Coding region: 152-511 (119 amino acids)
Biological process (GO): spliceosomal snRNP assembly; RNA processing
Cellular component (GO): pICln-Sm protein complex; spliceosomal tri-snRNP complex; commitment complex
Molecular function (GO): RNA binding
Source: RefSeq, a predicted model, not a curated record
UUUCCGCCGCGCCGCUUCCGCCCCUUGGCGCUGUGGGCGGCGGCCGCUUGCUGGCGGCGCGGCCCUGUGGCAGGAGCCCCCCGCAGCCCGCCCCGCCGCUCUCCGCCGCCCGCCCGAACCCCCCCGGCCGCGGCGCCGGGCUCCCGCCGCCAUGAAGCUCGUCAGGUUCCUAAUGAAGCUGAGCCACGAGACGGUGACCAUCGAGCUGAAGAACGGGACGCAGGUGCACGGAACCAUCACGGGAGUGGAUGUCAGUAUGAAUACUCAUCUCAAAGCAGUCAAAAUGACGCUGAAGAACAGAGAACCUGUACAGCUGGAGACGCUGAGUAUUCGAGGGAAUAACAUCCGCUACUUCAUUCUGCCAGACAGUUUGCCGCUGGAUACUUUGCUAGUGGAUGUUGAGCCAAAAGUCAAGUCCAAGAAGAGAGAAGCAGUCGCUGGAAGAGGCCGUGGCCGAGGACGUGGGAGAGGCCGGGGCCGUGGAAGAGGAAGAGGGGGCCCAAGACGAUAACUUCUCACCACACAACUGUUACCAAAUUCUGGGCAAUUUUGGAUUUUUUUUUUGUACAGGUCUUGUUUAUGGUAUCCAUUUUUAAUAAACUGAAAAGUGAAAAA